Messenger RNA from Paraglomus brasilianum, 1752 nucleotides. The record is from the annotation of a GenBank genome assembly. Lineage: Eukaryota; Fungi; Glomeromycota; Glomeromycetes; Paraglomerales; Paraglomeraceae.
AUGCAGAUCCCUGUCGAUUGUAAAACUCUCUGUGACGAAGUAGUAACCAUUCCCCCGGAAGAUGCCAAAUUUAUUAACGCUCGCAUUCGGGAGAACUACGUUAUAAAUUGGCUCAUUGAUGGUCUUCCGGCAGCAACCAGUAUGGCAGAUGGCAAGAAACUUUACUCUGGAGUUGGAUUCGUUUUAGGUCAGCUAAACGGAAAACCGGAAUUCAAUAAUCAUUACGCGAUUACCGUCAAGGUGCAUCAACAGGAAGAUAAAUAUAGAGUUGUGGGCGUUUUCGUUCGACCUGCAAGUCGUAAGUAUUCAACGACUGGAAAGGCUGCUUGCAACGCUCCAUUGCCGGCUCUCUCUCUAGACGAGGACAAGGAUAAUAAAGUGAUUUUUACUUACGAAGUGAAAUGGGAAUUGGAUCCACAAAUUCAAUGGGCGACUCGAUGGGAUAGCUAUCUCCACGUCUUUGAUCCAAAAAUCCACUGGUUCAGUCUAGUCAAUUCAAUCGUUAUCGUACUAUUCCUAACUGGAAUGGUAGCCAUGAUCUUGCUCCGUGCAUUGCAUAAGGAUAUCUCGAGAUACAAUCAACUCGAUUCUCAGGCAUGUUUGGGUUUGGCAGAGAUAAAAAUGCGUUGGAGGGGAAAAGGGGAGAAGAAUGAGGAUGUACAAGAAGAUUUUGGAUGGAAGUUAGUACACGGAGAUGUUUUUCGACCUCCUUCCAAUGUCAUGCUAUUAUCCGUAUUAUUGGGCAACGGUAUACAGCUAUUCUGCAUGACAGCAGUUACUCUCGUUUUUGCCGUACUUGGUUUCCUUUCUCCUUCAAAUAGAGGUUCGCUUGCGACGGUCAUGAUAAUUUUCUAUAUGCUCUUUGCAAGUGUAUCCGGAUAUGUUUCAGCCCGCGUAUACAAGAUGUUCGCCGGAAAGUCUUGGAAUAAGAAUAUUAUAAUGACUGCUACGCUACUCCCAAUUUUGAUAUUUUCCAUACUAUUCACCAUCAACUUCUUCCUUGUGGGAGCAAAUUCAUCUGGCGCUGUACCUGCAACUACUAUGAUCGGUACUAUUGUUUUGUGGUUCCUUAUAUCUGUUCCGUUGAGUUGCAUCGGAUCCUAUAUUGGAUUCAAAAAACCAGCUAUUGAACAUCCAGUUAGAACAAAUCCAAUUCCGCGACAAAUUCCCGAUCAAGUCUUCUACCUUCGUCCUAUACCUUCCAUGCUUAUGGGAGGUGUACUUCCAUUUGGUGCGAUUUUCAUCGAAUUGUAUUUCAUCAUGAGCAGCAUCUGGGGAAGCAAGAUAUAUUAUCUCUUUGGAAUUGCAUCUUUGGUGUUUGUUAUUUUGACCAUUACUUGUUCCGAGGUCACUAUAUUGCUAUGCUAUUUCCAUCUCUGCGCUGAGGAUUAUCAUUGGUCAUGGAGAGCAUUCUUGACGUCAGGCGCAUCUGGGUUGUAUAUUUUCUUGUAUUCGAUUAUGUACUAUACAACCAAACUCCACAUAACAUCGUUCACGAGCAUUGUUGUAUACUUUGGAUGGACUUCAGUAAUGAGUUUACUGUUCUUUAUACUGACGGGUGCCAUUGGAUAUUUUGCAUGUUUGGUGUUUAUUCGCAAGAUCUUUGCGAGCAUUAAACUCAAGGAGUGGGCGUGGAUGCCAGAUGUAGCCGAGACGAAAGAUGACUCAUUCAACGAUAAACUCUCAAAACUUGCAGCACCAAUGCUAAAAAAGGAACCAUCAUCAAUGGAAAUACGAUUAACCCGAUUUUAA